AUGUCUGCUGCCAUCGAAUUAGAUCCUGCAACUGCCGCUACCAAAAAUACCUGGAGAGGCUUCUCUAUCACCGAAACUAACUUUAUUGAUGCCAACUUCCCUGACAAGAUUGAAGGCCCUUCCGUAUGGGAUGGCAAGGAACUCGAACAGACGCCCGAAAAAUGGAUCUACUACCUUACUCCUGAGGAUAUUGCUGAUAUUGAAGCUGGUUUAAGACACUUUUUGUCAUUGAACAUUCCUUUGACUGAUAUCACCAAGAGAACUUUCCCAUUGACUACGUUUGCCCAGGUGAUCAAGGACCAAGUACACACUUUAUUCCAAGGCUACGGCUUCAGUGUGGUGCGCGGUCUUGAUAUUUUAAAGUACGAACGCAAGGAACAAGCAGCUAUUUUUAUGGGAAUUGGCGCCUACAUUGGCAAGAACAAACCUCAAAACGGCAAGGGUCAUAUCCUCGGACACGUCAAGGACCUUACCUACGGCUCAGCAACCAAGAGUCUUUACGAUGCUGAUCAGCCCACGACUCGCAUCUACGCCACUCGCAAGGCACAACCUUUCCAUGUCGACGGUACCGAUGUUGUUGCUCUUCUCUGCUUAAAUAAGGGCUUUGAAGGUGGUCUCAGUUCUGUCAUUUCUUCGCACACUGUCUACAACCGUCUACAAGAGCUUCGUCCCGAUAUUGUUGAAUUACUCAAGGAACCUUGGCAAUGGGACAGAAAGGGUGAACACGGUCCUGACGAGGCUCCAUAUAUUUCUGCCGCUCCAAUUACCUAUUUCAAGGACCAUUUGUUCACCUUUUGGGGCCCCCAUUUCUUCUCUACAAUGACGCGCUUCCCCGAAUACAAAGUUGACGAAAGAAAAUUCGAGGCCAUGGAAUAUAUCGAGGAACUCUGCCAACGCGAAGCUCUCAACAUGCAGCUGGAGGUCGGCGAUAUUCAGUUCGUACAAAACUAUCAGAUUUUGCAUGCUCGUACCGCUUACACUGACAAUGCCGAGUCCGCUCGCCAUCUUCUCCGCUUGUGGUUCGUGGUUAAACAUGAAGAAGUUGGCUGGGACAUUCCUUUCAACAAGGCUGAUUACGACUAUGGCUAUGCUGCUAAGCGCACCGUUCCUUUGGAAGCAGAGUAA
Molecule: messenger RNA, 1125 nt
Organism: Zychaea mexicana
Lineage: Eukaryota; Fungi; Mucoromycota; Mucoromycetes; Mucorales; Lichtheimiaceae
Exons: 2
Coding region: 1-1125 (374 amino acids)
Molecular function (GO): oxidoreductase activity
Source: RefSeq, a predicted model, not a curated record